This is a messenger RNA of Penicillium cataractarum, 765 nucleotides long. Its product is annotated as SDR family NAD(P)-dependent oxidoreductase. NCBI's taxonomy places the organism in Eukaryota, Fungi, Ascomycota, Eurotiomycetes, Eurotiales, Aspergillaceae. The coding region runs from base 1 to 765 and encodes 254 amino acids. The record is from RefSeq and is a predicted model, not a curated record. The transcript has 2 exons.
AUGGUUGAUCAAACACUCGCCGGCAAGGUAGCCAUCGUCACCGGUUCAUCCUCAGGCAUCGGCGCAGCAAUUGUUCGAGAACUAUCCUCUCGAGGCGCCAAUGUCGUGGUCAACUAUCCCUUCGCCGGACUAAAAGCCGAAGCAGACAACGUUGUUGCCUCUCUCACAACAGAAUCUAUUGCCGUGGAGGCUGACAUGUCAAAAAUUGAAUCACCUCAGAAACUAGUCGACGCAGCAAUUGCGAAAUGGAAUCGAAUUGAUAUUUUGAUCAAUUGCGUUGCGCUGGCUGUCAAUAAGCCACUGGAGGAGCAGACCCUGGAAGACUGGGAUCUUUUGGUGAAUAUUAAUGGCCGGGGGACUUUCCUUUUGACCAAGGCUGUUUUACCCCAUCUCACCAAGGGGAGUGGCCGUAUCGUGAACAUUGCGAGUAUCUCGGCUCGUGGGCCACCUCCUAACCAGACAAUCUAUGCCGGAACGAAGGGGAUGGUUGAUUCUUUUACUAAGUGCUGGGCCAAGGAACUGCCUCCAAAGUAUGGAUGCACCGUCAACUCCGUUAGCCCUGGUCCAACAAUGACCGAAGGCUUCGCUGCCGCUGGCGAGGAACAGAUGAAGAUCCUCCAACCGAUUAUUGACCAGACGCCCGUUGGCCCGCGAAUGGGUCGACCCGACGAGAUUGCAUUUGCUGUUGCAUUCCUUUGCGAAGAGCGAGCGCGGUGGAUCAAUGGGGAGCAUUUGAUUGCUUCAGGUGGAUUGUUUAUUGAUUAG